AAUUGUAUUAUUAACAAUAUGUCAAUUAGCAUUUUCUAUGCCAAAUGUUAGAGUAAAACGUCAAGAAGAUGCUGAACAACAAAUAACUUUAAUUAAUUUAGAUGAAAUUAAUCCAAUUGAAUCACAGGACUCAAAAAGUCAAGGAUUAGAUCGUGAAAAGAGGAAAUUACCGGAAGCAACAUUUGCUGGAAAAAAUGCUGUUUUAGGUUUCGUUUUUGGUAAAAUCGACAGUGUUCUCGAUAAAAAAAUUCGAUUCCUCAAUCAAUUAGACAAAACCAAUGUACAAAAGAAUGCCCAAUACAAUAUUGUUGUACCAAAACCAAUAAAUAAUUUACAAGGAUUGAUUACAGCUGUUGUAUCACCAAAAAUUCAAGGUAUCGGAAGUUUAGUUAGUGAUCUUACAACCGGUGUUUUAGGUGGUUUAACAAGUUUAAGUGGAUCAUCAUCAGGUGGCGGUAAUGGUAAUGCCGGUUUAGGUAAUGUUGUAUCAAAAGUAAUUGGAUUAUCUGGACCAUUAUUAUCGGGUUCAUCUGGCGGUUCAACAACUGAAGCACCUGGUACAUCUGAUGAAUCUGGAUAUUAAAAAUAAAAUAAUUAUAUAUAUAUAUACAUACAUAUAUAUUAAUUAUAUAUUAUAUAAUUGAAUAGUUGCAUUUUUGUAUUUAAAAAUUAUUAUUGA
Condylostylus longicornis is the source of this 679-nucleotide messenger RNA. RefSeq lists its product as uncharacterized. The record is from RefSeq and is a predicted model, not a curated record. Lineage: Eukaryota; Metazoa; Arthropoda; Insecta; Diptera; Dolichopodidae. The transcript has 3 exons. Bases 38 to 583 code for a protein of 181 amino acids.